Molecule: messenger RNA, 2005 nt
Organism: Microstroma glucosiphilum
Lineage: Eukaryota; Fungi; Basidiomycota; Exobasidiomycetes; Microstromatales; Microstromataceae
Product: aromatic prenyltransferase
Exons: 4
Coding region: 416-1759 (447 amino acids)
Biological process (GO): alkaloid metabolic process
Molecular function (GO): transferase activity, transferring alkyl or aryl (other than methyl) groups
Source: RefSeq, a predicted model, not a curated record
UUGCCACAAUAAUCGUCAUCUUAUAUAGAGCCCGAUAGUACGAGCAGUAGGCAAAUGCGAAGCGGUAGAGCCAUCCUCUGCACAGUCUGUGAGACGGGCACGUGAUUGCUACGAUGUCGCCGUCAUCGACUCACUGAUCAUGCUAAUGAGUCGUGAAGCGGGUAGCGGAGAUACACUUGAAUUGCUACUUUGCCCUUGCGCGGGCAAAAUGCCUGUGCAACGCCGGAGAGGUAGCCUGGGCCACGUUGCCUUGUGACCGUUUGUCUCGGGGCCUGAAAUCUGGAGUAUGGGAAUUUGUCGGGGAGCCGCAGCAAAUGCCGGAGGCCGACGAUUCCCAGCCCUUUCUUUAUCCUUGCGUUGCCUCUCUUUCCCUGUGACCCUGCCAUCGCUUUCGCAAUAGCCUGACACUGACAUCAUGACCGCGAACAUACUUCGUCUGCUCACGUCCUUGAUCGUCAGUGACCUCACCAACCUUGAUCGUCCUUUACCCGCCACGUGUGCUGGUAUUAUGGCACCACAAAGGGAUCAAUCGCAGGAGGUCGUUCACCGACCGGAUACGGACGGGUAUUGGAGUCACGUCAUCAUAGGAUCACUUUCGCGCCUCUUGCGCUUUGCAGGCUACUCUACAGAUGUACACGCCAAGCUUUGUACUUUCGUGAAUCAAGUCAUCUCGCCUGCAAUGGGCGCGCCUCCCUCCCUCGCCUCCGAAGGAAGGAUCGUUCCAGUCUUCGAAUCGUUCAUGUGUGAUGAUUAUUCUCCUAUAGAAUUAAGCAUCUUGUGGGGCAAAGGCAAGCCCUGUGUCCGCUUCUCGAUAGAGGCCAUCAGCAACAAAGAUGAGAUGGCGAGAUCACUAGGUCUGAACAUGGCCGCUUCGAUGCGCUUGAUGUCCACUCUGGAGAGCAAGCGACUUGCCGACUUUACCCUCUUCAAGAAGCUCAUGGCCUCUACGACGAUACGAUGCCUGUCGGAGAGCGAAGCAUCCGCAAUAACAUCGUGCUCAGUCACCAGGUCCCAGAUCUUCUUUGGCUUCGACUUGCUAUACAGCGGCGACAUCAUGGUCAAGGGCUAUCUGGUGCCUUUACUGCGUAGCCGUCUAUCACAAUGCAGUUCAUUUGACAUCAUCUACCGCGCAGUGAUCGACAAUGGUCUUGACUGCCGAGCACUGGAUGUCAUACAUCAAUACGUGACAGGCGAAGCAUAUGGCAGGGACGAGGGACUACCAGAGCCUGCACGGCCGGAAGCAAUCAUCCUAAGUACAGAUGCAAUUACGCAACUUCACGCAGCACGACUCAAAAUCUACUUCAGAUUUCCGACGUCAUCGUUUGAAGAGAUUCUGCGCCAUUUGUCCCUCGGCGGUCGCACCUGUCGUCUGCCUUGGAUCGAGCCGCUCCGUCGAUGUUGGGUAGCCCUGAUGAAGACGGACCCCUAUGAGAAUUCUCCAGCUCCGGCGUCAGGGGAACGCGAGACAACGACAACAGACUGUCUCAUCUACUAUAGCUUCGUUCAGGGUGCAGAGCUACCGACCGCCAAGCUCUACAUACCGGUCCGCCACUGGUGUAGAGACGACCUGAGCAUCUCUCGAGCGGUGGUCAAUUUGGUCCACUCCUUUUCCGGAGAUGAGACGACAUCUAGUGCUAGUCUAUAUCCGAAAUUGCUUGAGGACUGCUAUCCAGGAGCCCCGCUUGACAGCAGCAAAGGACGUCAGACCUACCUCUGCUUGGGCCGAAAGGACGACGGAAGCUUCGAACUGUCUAUGUGAGUGAAUGACGUACCAUCGGGCGAAGACUUUACGAGGCGUCCUAGGUCUGACCGUGGCGUUUGCCUGUCUGCAGAUAUCUCAAUCCUUCUCUAUUCGGCCCAGAGCAUACCCCAUAGCUGCAGAUGACCAAGCUCUUCAGGCGGAAGGCUCUUCAGGCAAAUGGCCAUCGAAGACCCAUUCGCUUCGGGAAUGUCUCGAAAUUUCCCUACUCCGCUUCGUCGUCUUCUAGACCCAUAGUCGCAGCAG